AUGUUCGGCUGGCUGGCGGUGGUGGAGCGAUAUUUCUCUCUCCCGGAGGUCAACUUGGCCCACGUGCACUCCAGUGGAGAUGGACUUACCACUUCUGGACGGCCCGUGUACACCUUGCGCUACAUCGAGUGGUGCAUCAACGUUCCGAUUCUGUUUCUUCUCUCUGGGCACUGCAGCUUGGGUCGGCCAUUGCGUGAGGUGUCUCGCCCCUUGCUGGUGACCAACGUCUAUAUCAUCCUCUCCUGGAUGGCCACAGUCACGGAGUAUGGAGUAUUGAAGUGGCUGCUUAUCACCGCGGCUUUCCACAUGUACGGCUGGGCUUCGAUGGACAUGAUCGCAUGGAGCCGCGCCUUCGAGAAGACAGCCCCUGCGGAUCUUCCAAGCCGAAGAGUGAGGCCUUGGCUCUCUAAUGGCCUGAUCAUCCACUUCCAGCUCUUCGGUGCGAUUUACAUGGCUUCGGCUGUGGGAGCUAUAACAGCCGAGACGGAGCAAGUGGGCUACUACCUGGUGACCUUCGGAGCCAAAAUCGCCUACUGUGCGACCUUCGUCUUCAUCCGGGCCGAUGAGUACCACAAGACCCUAACAGACGUCCUUCGUAAAGUUUCGGUCUCCAAUGUGGGGAUGAUCAGUAUCUUGCGUGGCAACUUCGACAUCAUCCUUCCCUGUGUGAUGGAUUCGGCGGGGCGCUGCAAACUGCCUCAGAGCUACUCCGGGGACAUGUUGAAGCUGGAGAAGAUGCUUGGGAACUCGGUCGCCGGCCGAAACUUGGCCGAUCUCCUUCAUGAGCAGAGCGACAAGGUGGAGUUCACACAGUACUUGCGUAACGUGGUGAGGCAGGCCGACUGCCCGCAGGCUUUCAGCGAGGCGACGUUGACGACCUCUGGGCUCUGGAGCUGUGGGGCAGGUGUCAUGCCUCCCAUUGCGCAGGUUCUGCACAGCAAGAUGACGGGAGCAUCACAGGUACGACUCAAUGCUACCCUUCACCUCUCCGUGGUGCCGCGCUCUGCUGUGAGCCAUGGAAAGGAGCGGAACCUUGUGGCGGCGAUUCAGCUCACAGAGGAGGCGGAGAAGGACGAGGCAUCGAAGGAGCUGGAUCUCGGCUUCGAAAGUUUCAAGCCGACGGAGCGACAGACCUCUGCCACCUCCACCACCUUCACCGAUGCUCAAAGUGGAAUCGUGGCAAACCUGGCCGACCUCAACAAGCUGGGAGCCUCGGCACUCCUGGGCUCGUCGGAGGAGGGCACCGAGGAGGGAGAGGGCAGUUGGGAGGGCUCCCAGAGCUGCAACUUCUCCCACUUCGGCGCCUUCGUGCAAGGCUUCGAUGAGCUUACGUCUGCCUUCGAUGCCCGGAUUUGUGGCAUGUGGGAAGGCACCACCAGUGAGGAGUUGGGAUCUUACACACAGAAGGUGGAGUUCAACCACGACUGCAAGCAUGCCAAGAUCUCGGUCAUGGAGCACACAUUGGAUGCAUGCUUCCGCAUGAACUGCUCUGUGGAACCCAUGCAGCUGGACAUCCAGGUUAUUCCAUCAGGGGCCGACGAGUCGCCUCCGCCGAUCCCCUACAUUUUCAAGUUCAAUCCUGACGGCUCGCUCUGCUUGUGCGGCCCAUCGGACAGUCGUUUACGUCGUCCGACAGGCUUCAAAGGCCCUGGCCUGUGCAUCAUGCAGCGCGCUCAAACUGAGACGAGGAUGCCAGACCCAGAGCCAGCGCAGGCACCGCCGCUGAAGAAGAUCCACAGCUCACCGCCGGAGCCUGAACCAGAGUUUAUGAGGAACUUCACCGAAGAAGCCCAAGAAGAGCAACUCCGUAUCAAGGAAGCUGCAGGGCAAUGGAGGGAUCCAGCCCUCGCAGCAUCAGUAGCUCUGGCCAUCACGAGCACCAUCAUCGCUGUGCGGAAGUCAAUUUGA
Messenger RNA from Symbiodinium sp. CCMP2592, 1908 nucleotides. Lineage: Eukaryota; Dinophyceae; Suessiales; Symbiodiniaceae. The record is from the annotation of a GenBank genome assembly.